Penicillium expansum is the source of this 966-nucleotide messenger RNA. RefSeq lists its product as uncharacterized. NCBI's taxonomy places the organism in Eukaryota, Fungi, Ascomycota, Eurotiomycetes, Eurotiales, Aspergillaceae. The transcript is spliced from 4 exons. The coding region runs from base 1 to 966 and encodes 321 amino acids. The record is from RefSeq and is a predicted model, not a curated record.
AUGAUGAUCCCGCUUGUCCCCUCGGACCAUCCCAACCAGCAUCUGCGGAAGCUGGGCGCGCAGUAUGACCCAGACCUUCCUAUUAGCUUUGCGUUUGGUCUCGUCGGCUUGCAACGAGGCUGGAAAGCUGGCUCUGAGACCUGGAAGAGAAAUUGGAAUGCAUGCAUGAACUGCGAGUAUGACCGACACAUUGGCUCCCGGGUGACCACCCUCGCGACUUGGCAACAGCUAUGUGCCAAAGUAGGAAUCAAAGAUUCCGUCAAAUCAAUCAAUCAAUGCAAGAAGGCCCUGGCUCGUGUCCAUGUGAACAUCGUCGACGUCCUCGAUUCAUGGGACUCCGACACUACCCCAAUUCGAUUCAAGAACAAGAAGGCUCUUGCUGUCUACACUAAGUCGAACCAGAAGUUCUUCAGACGCGACAUCGCGAAGCAGGACAAGGUUCUCCGACCCACUUUCAACAUGCGUACCCCAGUUGCUCCUUCCGUUCUCUCUGGGGUUUCUCCCCCAGUCUCUCCUCCACGGCAUCCAAACAAGCAUCUGCGAGAGCUUGGCGUCUCCUAUGACCCAGAGCUUCCUAUCAGCGGUGCCUUUGGACUGAUCGCCCGGCAGCGGGGCUGGAAGCAGUGUUCCAAGACCUGGAAAAAGAGCUGGAACGCCUGCAUGAAUGCCGAAUAUGACCGCCUCAUUGGCUACAGUGUAGCCAACCUGGCUACAUGGCAGGAGCUAUGUGCCAAAGUAGGAAUCAAGGAUUCAUUCACUUCCAUCAACCAGUGCAAGAAGGCUCUUGUGCGUGUGCAUGUUAAUCUUGUUGACCUUCUGGAUUGCUGGAACUCGGAUAACAUCCCUACUCGAUUCAAGAGUAAGAAAGCCCUUGCUAUUUACACCGAGGCGAAUAACAAGUUCUUUGGUCGUCACAUCGCCAAACAGGACAAGGUCCUCCGAGUGCUCCUACGCAAGCUUCUCUGA